Molecule: messenger RNA, 1278 nt
Organism: Theileria equi strain WA
Lineage: Eukaryota; Apicomplexa; Aconoidasida; Piroplasmida; Theileriidae
Exons: 5
Coding region: 1-1278 (425 amino acids)
Biological process (GO): rRNA processing
Cellular component (GO): nucleus
Molecular function (GO): RNA binding
Source: RefSeq, a predicted model, not a curated record
AUGGUUUCUGAUAUGCGAUUUAAAAAGGGCGCCAGAUUCAAGAGGAAAAAGGAUAAGAAAGUUAAAAAGGAUGGUAGAUUUGAUAAAGUCUUUAAGGAGGAGACCAAAACCGAUUUCGGCCCUAAAAUAGAUCCUUUUGGAAGACCUCUUGAAAAUAUCGCACUUGAUGAGAUAUACUCAUCAGAUGAAGACUUUGAGGAGCACGUUCCUGCUGUACAAGAGGAACAUGAGGAAUCCAUCGAAUAUGGUGAAGAGUCAGAUAGGAUAGCGGUAGUUGGAUGCGAUUGGGACAACAUAACUGCAGAUGACCUAUUUGUUCUUUUCGAAACAGUUUAUAGGUCAUUACAAAAUAACAACUUUGUAAAGGCGGUCAAACGAGCCGCAAUUUAUUUGUCUGACAUUGGUGAAGCUAAGAUAAAGAAAGAGAAUGCACAUGGACCAGAUAUUGCUAUUGACAACGAAACAAGGGAUGAAGAAGAUGAUGAUGAAACACGACAGGAAGCACUGAGAAAGUACCAAAGAGAGCGGUCACGGUACUUUUAUGGUGUGGUUGAAUUGGAAAGUGUUGAUAAGGCAAGAGUUUUGUACGAUGAACUUGACGGGGUUGAAGUUUCCUUUGCAUUGGAUGGUUUGGAUCUUCGCUUUGUACCGGGUACCAUUUCUUUCCCCAGAGAGCCUACGAGUGAAUCCACUUGUAUUCCAGACAAUUAUGAACCACCAGUCUCAUCACAAUCUGCAUUAAGACACUCUAAAGUUGAAUGUAAAUGGGAUCUUACUCCAGCAAAAAGGUUUAAAACUUUGACCAAAAGAUUCAAGGAAGGUGACUUAGCAUCUCUCGAUUUAUCGGAAUACCUAGCUUCUGAGGAUGAGGGCGAAGGACUUGAGAAUGUGAAGGAUCUUUUGAUUGCUAGAGAUGGUAGUGAGGUUGAAACUUCGGAAAGCGAUUCUGAUAAGAAUAUAUCUGCGACCGUUGGUAACAUAAAAUUAUCAUUUGGCCCUGAUUCAGCAGUUCCUACAACUAAAAAGAAGAAAGAAAAGACAAAGAAACAAAAGAAGGACGAAGAAAACGAGGAAGGUCGCCACUUUGAUAUGAGAACAAUCAAAAAGUCAAAGGGGAAAAGAACCGAACAGCAAUCUGGAUUUACCUCGAACUUUGAUGAUGAAAGACUUAAUAAGCUCUUCAAAGAUCCCAAAUUCUCCAUUGAUACUACAGAUCCAAAUUAUAAAAGAACUGAGUUUAACGAAAAAUUAUUGGAGCAAAAGAGAGCACGAAGGUGA